This is a messenger RNA of Paraglomus occultum, 795 nucleotides long. Lineage: Eukaryota; Fungi; Glomeromycota; Glomeromycetes; Paraglomerales; Paraglomeraceae. The record is from the annotation of a GenBank genome assembly.
AUGUCCUCUCCAUUAAUCUCAACGACUAUAAUACAAAUAGAUGGUAAUGUCAAUCCUCCUCUAACAUUCACUACUUGUCAUACCCACCCUUCUCAUAUUCAAAAUAUCCGUUCGCCUGCUACUUCCCUUUUUUCUCAUGGUCAGGUCAACGACAAUGUCUAUCCUCCUCUUAUAACCACCACUUGGCAAACCCAACCUUCUCAUAUUCAAGAUAUCAGUUCGCCUGUUACUUCCUUUCCUUCUCAUGGUCAGGUCAAUGACGAUGUCUAUCCUCCUCUUACAGCCACCACUUGGCAAACCCAACCUUCUCAUAUUCAAGAUAUCAGUUCGCCUGUUACUUCAUUUCCUUCUCAUGGUCAGGUCAACGACGAUGUCUAUCAUCCUCUUACAACCGACACUUGGCAAACCCAACCUUCUUAUAUUCAAGAUAUCCGUUCGCCCGCUACUUCCUUUCCUUCUCAUGGUCAAGCAAACGGUAAUGUUCCCAUUCAAACGGUUACCCUUUGCGGUAAUGUCCCCAAUCUUCCAGUUCCAGUGGAUACAACGUUAUAUCGCUCAGUCUCUUAUCACAAAUUGGUUCCAGACAUCGACGCCUCCAUGCAUAAUAAGUUGAAUGUACCGAGUCGUAAUCAAAUGCAAACUCACGAAUACCGCCGCUGUUCCUAUUGUGGCGAGUUCACAUACUUUUACGUUAGGCAGUUGAAUGUACCGCGUCGUAAUCCAGUGGAAACUCGCGAAUACCGCUUUUGUUCACGCUGUGGCGGACGUUUACUUACUGUCACUAUCGCCAUGUAA